UAAACAAUGUAUGACCAGUCUCUUCGGGUGAUGAUAUGUCCCGGAUGAUUGACUGACCAAUCACAUGCCUGAUUUUCAGAGUGCAUUUGUAUAAAAUGGAGUGCUUUGCACAAAUAGUUAUUUUCAGAAUGUCGGCAGCCGGGGCUUCCUCCUCCUCCUCCUUCUCGUCCCCCAUCCAAAAGCCCAGCAAGCGACGAAGAGAUGAUUACGAAGGAGGGGUCCGACAGGACAUUAGAUGUUCUUGAAGACUUGGUUGGAGAACUCCAAACCAAUUACGGACAAUGGCGAACAAAUGCAGCAGCAGCAAACAGCAACGGCAGCAGCACCAACAUCAGCUGCAACACCAACAGCAGCAAAUGCAACCGCAGCUACAGCAGCAGCAAAGGCAACAGCAGCAAAUGCAGCAACAGCAGCAAAUGGCUAUAUUGCUUGCAUAUUGCAUGCAUUAUUGCAUCUUUACUGUGUUUGCAGCAACGCCAGCAGCAGAAGCCACAGCAACAAAUGCAACAGCAGCAGCCACGGCGGGGGAGAGGGAGGAGGAGGUAGAGAGGGAGGAAACAAAAAAUAAAAAGUAGUGUCUACACCAUGUAUGUACCAUUACACCCCACUCCUUCACUCCCAUAUACUCA
Messenger RNA from Geodia barretti, 629 nucleotides. The record is from the annotation of a GenBank genome assembly. NCBI's taxonomy places the organism in Eukaryota, Metazoa, Porifera, Demospongiae, Tetractinellida, Geodiidae.